AUGAUUUUCCAACGCAUACCAGGCUCGAAAGAUCUCUCUGUGGAGUGUCCGCAGUUAAUACUAGGGAAGUUUCUCCUUUGGACCCCACGUGGCAAAUAUAGUGGGCUAGGAAGUUCUUACUGCAAAAGAUAAGGCGAAGAAGAUAAAAAGCGUUUUCCUGUUGAAUGGGUGAAACGAAAAUAACAGAUGGGAACUUUCUUAGCUUCCUUGACUAUUCUGAAAACGAGAAAGAGAGAAGAAAAAUAUUCAAGCAGUUUAAAAGGUUCAAA
Amoebophrya sp. A25 is the source of this 269-nucleotide messenger RNA. Lineage: Eukaryota; Dinophyceae; Syndiniales; Amoebophryaceae. The record is from the annotation of a GenBank genome assembly.